Molecule: messenger RNA, 1779 nt
Organism: Gilbertella persicaria
Lineage: Eukaryota; Fungi; Mucoromycota; Mucoromycetes; Mucorales; Choanephoraceae
Product: Pescadillo N-terminus-domain-containing protein
Exons: 2
Coding region: 194-1696 (500 amino acids)
Biological process (GO): ribosome biogenesis; maturation of LSU-rRNA from tricistronic rRNA transcript (SSU-rRNA, 5.8S rRNA, LSU-rRNA)
Cellular component (GO): PeBoW complex; nucleolus
Molecular function (GO): RNA binding
Source: RefSeq, a predicted model, not a curated record
AGCAUUUAGUCUCUUGUUCGGUUUUAAGCGUCUGUAGGAACAUCAUUGGAUUAUGCUUCGCUUGUUCCUUAAUUGGCAAGAGAAUAAGCCACAAGAAAGAAUGGUCACAAACUCCUGUUUUUCUUGCAAUACAAUCCUUUAGGAUUUUUUUUUCAAAGUCUGAUUUCUUUCAAGUUUUCUCUUUAACUGCAUAAUGGGUAAGAUCAUCAAGAAGGGAACUAAGGGUGCCGCCGCCAACUACAUCACUAGACAACAAGCUUUAAAUAAGCUCCAGAUCUCCCUUGCUGACUUUAGGGUAUUUACCCUCGUGAACCCAAAACAAAAGAAGGCCAACAAGGGCAGUACAGCACCUUCCACCUUUUAUUAUGUCAAGGAUAUCAAAUAUUUGCUUCACGAACCACUUUUAGUUAAGUUCCGUGAAUACAAGGCAUUCGCCAAGAAGCUCAACAAAGUGCUUCACAAAGGUGAAUUCUCUGCAGCCAAGUCAUUAGAGGAAAACAACAAACCUGUCUAUACCUUGGAUCACAUUGUUAAAGAAAGAUAUCCUUCUUUUAUUGAUGCACUUCGUGAUUUGGAUGAUGCAUUAUCCAUGCUCUUUUUGUUCUCCAAACUUCCUGCUGACAACAAAAUCAAGGCUGAUGCUGUUGCUGAUUGUCAAAAGCUUAUUUCUGAAUUCCAAGCUUAUGUCAUGAAGUCAAAGAGUCUUCGCAAAGUUUUCUUUUCUAUCAAGGGUAUCUAUUAUCAAGCUGAAAUUAAGGGUCAAACCAUCACUUGGGUUGUUCCUUACCAAUUCUCUCAAGAUAUCCCUACAGACGUUGAUUUCCGUGUCAUGUUGACCUUUUUGGAAUUCUACCGUACACUUGUUGGCUUUGUGAACUUUAAGUUAUACAAUGAAAUGAACAUGAUUUAUCCUCCCAAGUUGGACGAAACAGGCGGUUUCCAUUUGGACGAAAUGAUGAAAUCCACUGCUGCUGCCAAAAACAAUGACGACGAGGAAGAAGAAGCCACCAACGUCGAUGAAUUCAAAUCAGCUGCUCCUGAAGAAGACAACACAGUGACACUUGCCAAGAUCCAAGCUGCCACACACGCCACAUCCGACUUGCAAAACUUGUUUAAAGACCAAAAGUUCUAUUUGUCCCGUGAAACACCUCGUUACGCUCUUGAGUUUAUGAUUCGAUCAUGCGGUGGUGAAGUGAGUUGGGAUCCCUCUGUUGGUCUCAACCCUCCUUUCCCCGAAUCUGAUGAAUCCAUCACGUAUCAAAUCACAGAUCGCCCUGUUGUCAGAAACCGUGUCUUGUCUCGUACAUAUGUUCAACCUCAAUGGGUUGCAGACUGUAUCAAUGCUCGUAAGAUUGUGAAGCCCAGUCUUUAUGAACCUGGUGCUGUCUUGCCUCCUCACUUAUCUCCCUUCGUUGAAGCUAAGGAAGGUGACUAUGUUCCUCACAACAAUGUAGAAAGUGAUGAGGAUGAAGAAGUAGAGGAAAUGGUCGAGAAAGAAGAAGAAGAAGUGAAGAAGCCAAAGAAACGCACAGCUGCCGAAAUUGAAGAAGAAGAACAGAAAGAAAUGGCUACAGUCAUGAUGACAAAUAAACAAAGAAAGCUGUAUGCAAAGAUGCAACACGGUAUCAAACAAAAGGCAGACGAAGUUGCCAAAUUGGAAAAGAAAAAGAAGGCUUUGAAGAAGUCAAAGAAAUAAUCCUCACUAUUUUUGUAUCAUUCAUCUCUCAUUCAUCAAUCUCACACAUAUUAAUAGAAUAAAAAAAAAUUGUUUAAUCCCAG